UUAAUUUAGCCCUCUUAAGAAAUAAAUUUGGAAAAAUAAAUAAAUAAAAUAAAACUAGUACCCAUCAUUCUGUUCUAGGUUCUUUGAUUUAUCAUCGAUUCUUUUUCUCUGUUCUUCUUCUUCUUCUGAUUCGCAUUUCCAUAAAACUGUUCGAUGAUGACGAUGAGCACGGCGUCUUCUCCCAAUCUUCCUCCGGGCACCGCGGCCAUGAAUAUGAUGAAGUCGUACAGAGGAAAGCUGCCCCUCUCGGUAGUCACCGUCGUGGUCUUCACAAUCGCCUUCAUUGCGCUCGUUUACACCGAGAGGCUGAGCCCACUUUCAGGCUCCGCCUCCAUCCUCAAGCUCCGGUCCUGUCCUUCUGCCAGAGCACCUGCCCCCAUCGAAGCUGUUGAUAGGGAUGGAGAAGACAGUCGGAACAAUUCAGAAGUGGAUGACCGGUUGGAGUUUGAUCCCGAGGAGUGCAGCAUCACGAGUGGGAAGUGGGUGUUCAAUCGUUCGCUCGAGCCCCUGUAUGCCGACAGUACUUGCCCGUACCUUGACAGGCAAGUCGCGUGCGUGGAAAACGGGCAGUUGGAUACGGACUACCGCCACUGGGAGUGGCAACCUGAUGACUGUGUUCUUCCCAAAUUUAAUCCUGAGAGAGCACUGAAGAAACUACGAGGUAAGAGGCUAAUGUUCGUGGGGGACUCGCUACAAAGAGGGCAGUGGCAAUCUUUCGUGUGUAUGGUGGAUACAGUCAUACCAUCGGGCAAGAAGUCCUUGAGAAGGGGGCGCGUCCACACCGUCUUCCGGGCUAUGGAGUACAACGCGACUGUAGAAUUCUAUUGGGCGCCAUUCCUGGUGGAGUCGAACUCGGAUAUCCACGUCAUAGCGGAUCCAAGGAAGAGAAUACUGAAGGUGGAUUCCGUGGUGAAGCAUGCCAGGCACUGGACCGGGGUGGACAUCCUCUUAUUCAACACCUACGUUUGGUGGAUGAGUGGGCUCCGGAUCAACUCACUAUGGGGAUCAUUUGCAAAUGGAGAAGAAGGGUACGAACCGUUGGACUUGCCCGUGGCCUACAGACUUGGAUUGAAGACAUGGGCCAACUGGGUCGACUCGAACAUCAAUCCCAACAGGACUCGGGUCUUCUUCACGACAAUGUCACCCACCCAUAUGAGGAGUGCGGAUUGGGGUCACAAGGACGGGAUCAAAUGCUUCAAUGAGACGAAGCCGGUGAUGAAGAAGAAUCACUGGGGAACCGGUUCAGAUAUGCGCGUAAUGAAUGUAGUCUCAACCGUGAUUGGGAAGAUGAAGGUCCCCGUCACAGUCCUCAACAUCACUCAGCUAUCCGAGUACAGAAUCGACGCCCACACAUCGGUUUACACGGAAACGGGCGGCCAAGUGUUAACCGAAGAGCAGAAGGCGGAUCCACUGCACCACGCGGACUGCAUCCACUGGUGCUUGCCGGGCAUCCCGGAUACGUGGAAUCAAAUAUUCUAUGCUCACUUGUAGCGAUGAGGAGGGCCAAGCCGAAAUGAGGAUGGUACCCGAAAAUUGCAAGUUUGAAUAGCUCAACGAUUGAUUUCCCGCUUUCAUCAACUUACGGUGGUAAAGUUGAUUUUAUGCAAUUUUGUAUUUUUAUUCUUGUAAGCAGCAAGAUAAUGGAAUUGCCAUUAAUUCAAAAAACUAGAACCGAUAUAAUCA
Messenger RNA from Punica granatum (pomegranate), 1683 nucleotides. The record is from RefSeq and is a predicted model, not a curated record. NCBI's taxonomy places the organism in Eukaryota, Viridiplantae, Streptophyta, Magnoliopsida, Myrtales, Lythraceae.